This is a messenger RNA of Exophiala bonariae, 411 nucleotides long. RefSeq names its product 60S ribosomal protein L27B (gene RPL27B). Gene Ontology annotation, molecular function: structural constituent of ribosome. The coding region runs from base 1 to 411 and encodes 136 amino acids. Gene Ontology annotation, biological process: translation. NCBI's taxonomy places the organism in Eukaryota, Fungi, Ascomycota, Eurotiomycetes, Chaetothyriales, Herpotrichiellaceae. The record is from RefSeq and is a predicted model, not a curated record. Gene Ontology annotation, cellular component: cytosolic large ribosomal subunit; ribosome. The transcript has 3 exons.
AUGGUAAAAUUCCUCAAGGUCGGCCGUGUGGCCAUUAUCACUCGAGGCCGAUAUGCCGGAAAGAAGGUUGUCAUCAUCCAGCCUGUCGACAACGGCUCAAAGACCCACACUUUCUCAUAUGCUCUCGUAGCGGGCAUCGAACGAUACCCAUCCAAAGUCACCCGCCGCAUGGGCAAGAAGCGAGUCGAGAAGCGAUCAAAAGUCAAGCCAUUCAUCAAGCUUGUCAACUACAACCACAUCAUGCCCACACGAUACACGCUAGAGCUGGAAGGAUUGAAGAACGUCAUCUCCAACGACACAUUCAAGGAGGUUUCGCAGAGAGAAGAUGCCAAGAAGAACGUCAAGAAGGCACUGGAGGAGAGAUACCUAAGCGGCAAGAACCGAUGGUUCUUCACCCCUCUGAGAUUUUAG